AUGGCACCUACCACAACCAGAGAUGCUGUUGAAGCACCCAAGAUUGAAAUUGGCUUGGCAAUCAUUUUGGGUAAGAACUAUUUCCAACAUGCGGAAGACAUUGGAGAAGGAAACGAUAGUGAAAUCGACGAGUUCAUGCUGGAAACAAGGCAAAGUGCCUUUCAUUGGAUUGUCAACCAGGAUCCAAUGCAGCUAGAGUUUGACGCCCCUAAUUUGGUGCAAAGGUUUCUUUUAGUUCUCUUCUAUUACCAAACAACAAGGCAUCAACAAUGGAAGGAGUGCAAUCCACCAGCAACUCCCCAAGGAAGCGCAUCAAUUAAGUUCUGCUAUAAACCAGACAUUGUAACUGGCGAAUCAACAUCGGACUCUGGGGUGAUCAGUGGCUCUCUGCCAGUCAUGAAUGCCAGUGGGCUGGGGGGGGAAUCAGCUCAAUGGACCUCUCCCACCAGAGAUCACUCGGUUGCCCACCUGAAUAGGCUAGAUUUGCAUGGCAACAUGCUAAGUGUAAUGCUUCCGCCAAAGCUGCUCUCUUUUUCGUUGGAGUCGCUCCACUGGGGCAAUAACCAACUCACGGGACCCUUCCCUGCUAGAUGGUUUGAAAGUCUCCAUGGAGGAACUACAAUCCCCUCUGAUGUGGGGAUGCCCCCCUUGAAGACACUUCGUCUCGGCAACAAUUCACUGACAGGGUCUCUGCCACUGGAAAUGUUCCAAUUGAGUGCUUUGGGUUUUCUUGCAUUUGAUCAAAAUGAUCUUACGGGCACCCUGCCAAGUGAAAUUGGGUUGCUAACGCACCUGUUCUAUAUCUCGUUGAAGCACACUGGCAUUGCAGGAACCUUACCCUCCGAGAUUGGUCUGGCAACCCAAUUGCUCGAAUUCGAUGCUUCCUACUCCAAUAUGGAAGGGAGAAUCCCAGAAGAAUUGUAUGCUAAACUCACAGACCUUGUUGCUUUUAUGGGAAAUGAUUGUAACUUUUCUGGGACUAUCAGCUCAUCCCUUGGUCGUUUGACGGGCCUGCAGUGGCUGGGCCUAGCCAAUAACAACUUUGAUGGCACAAUUCCCAAUGAGAUUGAGUCACUGACUGACCUGCGUCGAUUGGAGGUGAAUGGGAAUCAGUUCACUGGCACUGUGCCAGUGUCUGUCUGCAAAAAUCUUGCAUAUUUUACAGGUGAUGUUGCAGUUGUGGCUGACUGCUUGCCAAACCCCGGAACUGGAGUUCCCACAAUCGAAUGUGGUGAUGAUUGCUGCACCAGUUGUUGCGACAACACUGGGGUUUGCCUUGCCGAUUGA
Seminavis robusta is the source of this 1287-nucleotide messenger RNA. The record is from the annotation of a GenBank genome assembly. Lineage: Eukaryota; Bacillariophyta; Bacillariophyceae; Naviculales; Naviculaceae.